AUGCCUCAGCCCGAGCCUUACCCGCACAUCCCCGCCGUCGCCGGGUACCUCAACGCGGAGAACAUUCGUAUGUUCAUCGGGGAUAUCGUCAUGGUCACCGUCGGCGUCGCCCAGUCCUCCCGACAGCGCGCCAGCGAUCGCAUCAUCUGCCCAAUUCCGGGCAGGUCAUGGUAUUGCGUCUGCGUCCAUCUCAUCCCGGGUACCGUCAUCCCUCCUGGCGUAAUGUACUGCCAGCUUUGGGCCACCGUCCUCUCGCCACGUGGACUGCAGCACAUCCGCAUACGCGAGCUCGAUCUCCCUUUCGAGUCCGUCUCUCUCUCCCACUUGGCUGCGGACAUCGACAGGGCCAACGACCCCGCCGUCAUGCAGCUCAUCAGCGACUUUCACCCCUCCGUCUGGCCACUCCUCGACCGCAUCCAUAACCCGCCCCGUGCAGACAUCACACCCCUCGGCCCCGUCGAUGCCUACACCCCCCGCUUCCCUCACCAAGACGCUCUCAUCCGCAGGCCCGAUCUCCCAUUCAUCUUCGAGUUCAAUCUCGUCAGCGCCCACGAGCUCGGCCCCGACCGUCUCCGUCUUCGCCAAGACGCUCUCCGUCUCACCUCCGUCGACAGCCACCUCCCGUCCUGGGAGGUCCCCGAUAGCGAGAGCGACGAGGAGUCCGUCUCCGAGAUGCUGGGACGCAGGCCAAUCGAGGAGGUCAAUGACUGA
Messenger RNA from Gloeophyllum trabeum ATCC 11539, 711 nucleotides. RefSeq lists its product as uncharacterized. Lineage: Eukaryota; Fungi; Basidiomycota; Agaricomycetes; Gloeophyllales; Gloeophyllaceae. The record is from RefSeq and is a predicted model, not a curated record. The transcript has 6 exons. Bases 1 to 711 code for a protein of 236 amino acids.